Messenger RNA from Ramularia collo-cygni, 312 nucleotides. RefSeq lists its product as uncharacterized. Bases 1 to 312 code for a protein of 103 amino acids. Lineage: Eukaryota; Fungi; Ascomycota; Dothideomycetes; Mycosphaerellales; Mycosphaerellaceae. Gene Ontology annotation, cellular component: extracellular region. The record is from RefSeq and is a predicted model, not a curated record. The transcript is spliced from 3 exons.
AUGCAGUACCUUCUCCUUCUUACAGCCACCAUCAGUGGUCUCGUUAUCGCCACGCCAGUCGAGAAACGCCAGACAUCGGGUCCAUGUUUCCAUGACGGUUCUGCUGCGCUCUGCUGUCCCCAAGAAAGUACUCAAAUCGUUGCUACCAAUUGCAAAGCCCCUGGGAACACAGCAUCCCCUGACGCUUUCCGGGCGUCUUGUGCAGCAGUAGACCUACAUGCUUUUUGCUGCACAGCGGCGAAUGAUGGCACAGGCUUGAUCUGUGCUCCAUCUGGUGAAUCGCCUUUCAACCCACCAGCAGCUGGAACGUAG